CCAUUUCAAAAGGUCAAAUUUUGUUGAUACUGGAAGCCAUUAAUAAGCCAAAAAGCAAAACGCUUAAAUGUUUAAUAAUAGGCGAAGCAUCGAAAGAAGUUUUCUUAGAUGAAGCCUGUGAAGGAUGUUUUAGUACAAAAGAGUCACUCCUUUUGUUUCCAUUGCCAAAAAUUGCUAAAUGCUUUAAAAAACCAUUUACAACUUCAAUUUAUCUGAGUGAUGGUAAAAUCCUUCAUCCCAAGUUUCGUAAUAGACAUGCCAUGAUUGACACUACAAAAAUAUCAUCACUGGGAUCUUUCAUUUGCUCACCCAAUCUCCCUAGUAUUAGAUCUACAAGCCUAGUUGAAAUAUUUUUCACUGUAUCAGUAAUGUUUUGUGUUCAUGAAAAAAAUGAAGCAGAACUUGCUGCUUUAAAUGAGAACUCAAUCCUAUUGUCAGAGAAACUCACACCAGACCAAAUAUCUGCUGUGAUUUAUGAUUUAACUGCAACUGCAAAUCUGCUUCAGAAUGACCUACUAUUACCAAAAAAUAUUAGUAACUGGUUAGAUGAGGUAUAUUUAACAAAGAAGACUCCUAUUAAGGCAUAUCAAAUAUAUGAGUUAUUUACAGACGAACAAUUUGAACAAAAGGAAGUGUCACCUUCAAUGUCAGUACAGCGCCCUAUAGACACUCACCCUCCACCUCCUCUACCACCUAGACGAAGCAUAAGUCUACCACCUCCAUCACCUCCAUCACCUCUGAUAAGUCCAGUACAAGUUUCUACUCAAAACAACUGUGCUUAUGGUAUAACAAAAUGGCAAGAAAGUCCAGUACAUGCAGCUACUGAAUCAAAGCAACCGGUUAGCAAAAUGGGGCAGUAUUUUGAUAUGAAUAGGAGGUUAUUAGCAGAUUAUGAUGCUUCAGAAAUAGGAGAGUUUCUUGGUCUAAUGGGAUUAAAGCAGUAUGCUGCUACAUUUUCAAAUGAAUUAGUUGACGGAAAAUUAUUCUUUGAAUUGGAUGAUGUAAUGCUUGAAGAGGAUCUCAGUGUUACUAGCAGACUACAUCGAUUAAGAAUGAUGAGAAUUAUCAGAGGAGAACAACAUGUGAAUGAUUUUCUAACUGCCUAGACUGUAUGUUAACUAAAUUAAUUGAAAUCCUAAAUAUUAUAAUAUUUUGACAUUAACUAUUUUUAUGCUGCUCAAAACAAA
This is a messenger RNA of Amphimedon queenslandica, 1187 nucleotides long. RefSeq lists its product as uncharacterized. The transcript is spliced from 3 exons. Gene Ontology annotation, molecular function: protein binding. NCBI's taxonomy places the organism in Eukaryota, Metazoa, Porifera, Demospongiae, Haplosclerida, Niphatidae. The record is from RefSeq and is a predicted model, not a curated record. Bases 261 to 1106 code for a protein of 281 amino acids.